CGGAAUACGGGUGGGGGAAAGUAACGUCUGAUACGUGUGUCAAUGCUGAACUUCGAGGAAGUGUUGGAUAAUUUCAACUAAGCACUAUUUCACCUGACGAGCAACGAUGGACAAGUUGCGUCGUGUAUUAAGUGGUCGAGAGGAGAAUGAAGAAGUGGGACUUACAUCACAGAUCCUGGACAGCUCAACACUCAGUUUCGGCACACGGGUGAAGUGGUUUAUCAUUUGUUUCGCGGGAGGGGUCCUGUGCUCAAUACUUGGAACUGCACUCCUCUUCUUGCCAAAAGCUGGUAUUAAAUUGUUUGCUGUAUUCUACACCCUUGGAAAUAUUGCAGCACUGUUAAGCACCUGUUUCCUGAUGGGCCCAUUUAAACAGCUGAAGCGAAUGUUUGAGCCCACCAGGCUUAUAGCCACCAUUAUGAUGCUGCUAUUCCUUGUGUUGACAUUAUGUGCAGUGUUUUGGUGGGGCAAAAAGGGUCUGGCGAUCAUCUUCUGCAUUUUGCAAUUUUUGGCCAUGACAUGGUACAGCAUCUCCUACAUUCCAUUUGCACGGGAUGCUGUUAUUAAGUGUUUCACCUCCUGUUUGAGCUAAAGUAUCCUGUGUUUCAUCUGAUGACCUGUCCUGCAUAGUAAAUGUUAAAAAAGGAUUGUUUUUCUCUUUCAUCUCCAAACCACACUGUCCUCCAUGACCUUAAAACGUUUCCUCUUCUGUCUUAAUGUAAAAAUUUUAAAUGAAUAUUGUAUAAUAUAAAGACUGGAUAUGUAAUAUUUUCAUUUAUUGCAAGCCUUACCUUUUUUUUAAAAAAAACUUUCUAAGGCUUUUUUUGAUUUUUUUGAUUUUGUGUGUGGCGGAUAAAUGCUUAAUAGAUGAUACACUGCCAGUUAAAACUGAGUGAAAAACAGGUGCCUUGCUAUAUGUGGUGUUUAUGAAUGAACUUAAUUGCUACUGUUCACUUUUGUACAGAAAAAAAAAAUGUAUUUCUACCAAAUAUAUUAACAAAAAUGAGAGAAAAGCCUUUUCAUAUGAUCUCACACACCAAAUAAACGCAGUACUCAAGAUUA
Messenger RNA from Labeo rohita (rohu), 1062 nucleotides. RefSeq names its product SFT2 domain containing 1 (gene sft2d1). The transcript is spliced from 8 exons. Lineage: Eukaryota; Metazoa; Chordata; Actinopteri; Cypriniformes; Cyprinidae. The coding region runs from base 107 to 592 and encodes 161 amino acids. Gene Ontology annotation, biological process: vesicle-mediated transport. The record is from RefSeq and is a predicted model, not a curated record. Gene Ontology annotation, cellular component: membrane.